AUGCCCGAACCUCGUCCGAAAUGUGUUAAAAAAGUACUACAUGCCGGCCGUGGGACACUGCCAGAGUAUCGAACUGGCACUAAAGCACUAUUUCACUAUGAGACGUUGAAGCCGAUAGAAGUGGUGAAACCAGAAGUUGGGAUGCCAGAGAGCAGAGACGAUUAUGCAGUAAUUGACGAUACAAGAAGUCCAUGGCCGGAUGGAUACGGAAAACCGCUGGAAUUGAUAUUUGGAAAGAAAUUCCAAUUGCCGGUAUUCGAGACUUGUUUGCGGUCAAUGUUAGUCGAUGAGCAUAUCAAUGUAUCGAAGAAUUUACGCGAUCUUUCCAAACCACACGAUAAAGGAGGCUGUCAUUCGCAUGACUCCCACAUGUGUGCAGCCGCUCUGACAGCCGGAACCGGGUAUGCUGUUUUGGACGAGUUGAUGCGAGAUCCACGUCCGCUGAGGUUCAUAUUCCACUUGCUAUCCGUGACACAACCAGAAGAGUACGAGGCCGAAAGCUGGCAGUUAGGCACAAAGGAGAAGUUGGAAUCAGUAGAAACAUUACGAUUGCAGGGAAAUCAACUGUUUUCUCAGAAAAAUUACGCCGAAGCGAUAGACAAAUAUAGAGAGGUUAGGUCGACUUGA
Molecule: messenger RNA, 627 nt
Organism: Ostertagia ostertagi
Lineage: Eukaryota; Metazoa; Nematoda; Chromadorea; Rhabditida; Trichostrongylidae
Source: the annotation of a GenBank genome assembly